AUGGACCCGCUGACGCUUCUCCGGGAGUACACAAUUCGGAACGCCCUUGACAAGAUUGUGCGGGUCAAUGACGAUUACCGAUUCGGCACUGACUACUCCUUUCCGGCUGCAAUCGAGACUGCAUACCGCUCCAAGCACGGCUCGCGCUAUACGCUUGAAACCCUAAUCUACUUCAUCACCAACUACCACCUGAAGCAUGUAGAUUACAUGCAGAAUGCACGCGCCAUCCGCAUCCCCCCCGUCACGCUCCCUGACCGGAAAGCCCUCCUUGAUUACCUUACCGGAAAAAUUAAGUCUUCUGACUCCAUCCUCCCCCUCGAUUUCCCGAAUAUUCCCCACGUCGCUCCUGUUAAUGUAGAUCGUAAUCUGGAACUUGAUGGCAAUGAAUUUGCUACACUGGAUGGUUUAGUGAAUGAGAAGAACUCGAUAGAACUAAUUAGGGCCAGGGAGAAGCCUAUCAAAGACAGGCAGGGAAUGUUGGUUUCUAAGGGCCGGGAUUUUUAUAGCGUUUUGACUUCUGCAAUGAAACGGGAUGAAGAAAGGCAAAGAAUGGAGGGGUUGCAGAGGAAGGAUAAUAUUGUUGCAAAGAAUAGAAUUGAGAGCAGAGGGUUGGGAUUAGGAGAAGAGACCACAAAGAUGCGGAAGAUUGGGGAAGGGGUUCCAAUUAUUCUGGUUCCCAGUGCAUUCUCCACUUUGAUCACAAUAUAUAAUGUGAAAGAAUUUUUGGAGGAUGGGGUGUUUAUACCAACGGAUGUGAAGGUUAAGCAGGUAAAGGGGGGGAAGCCUGAUUGCGUGACGGUGCAGAAGAAGUUUAGUAGGGAUCGGGUGGUGACAGCAUACGAGGUGAGGGACAAGCCAUCCGCGCUGAAGAGUGAGGAUUGGGAUCGUGUGGUUGCGGUUUUUGUUCUCGGAAAGGAGUGGCAGUUCAAGGACUGGCCUUUUAAGGACCAUGUCGAGAUCUUUAACAAGAUUCUUGGGUUUUACAUGCGUUUUGAGGAUGACAGCGUGGAAUCAGCAAAAACUGUGAAGCAGUGGAAUGUUAAGAUCAUUUCGAUUAGUAAAAACAAACGGCACCAAGACAGAGCUGCGGCACUUGAGGUGUGGGAUAAACUUGAAGAAUUUAUGCGGUCUCGAUCUCGUUGA
Messenger RNA from Fraxinus pennsylvanica, 1143 nucleotides. The record is from the annotation of a GenBank genome assembly. NCBI's taxonomy places the organism in Eukaryota, Viridiplantae, Streptophyta, Magnoliopsida, Lamiales, Oleaceae.